GGAAUUAUUGUCAAUUGUAUCUCAAGGCAAGUACUUCUAAUCUAUCGUUCAGCUUAUUGUGAAGAGAGAAGGUUCAAGACUCGCACCUCUCAGCUACCAACUGAAACUGAUCCCUGAGCAGUACGUGGCAGCAACAAGAUGGAAAAACAAGCACCCGCUAUUGUUUCUAGAUGUCUCAUUUAUCUUUUGGUCUGUGUCUUGACUGUCUCAUCAGUGGCUACGGAUUCUCCUAUCUACGUUUCUCUCACCACAGGGAAAGACAGUCGUCGUUGUGGCCAACUGAAAGUCCCUUGUAAGACACUAGAACAUUCUUUGGAAAGGGUUACAGAUGGUGGAUCACUUUUCUUGGAUGGAACAGACUCCAGAGAUAAUCCCUACAAGUGUGGUCCAGGAACGCGCACUAUUAUUGGAAAGAAUUUGAGGAUUUCCAGCUGGUUUGCGCGUGCGCAUAUCUCUUGCGAGAUUAGGUUCAAACUAACUCUACCUGGACGAACGGGCAUGCGUGCUACAUCAAGCUCAAGAUCAUAUCCCUCUCCUUUUACUAAUGACGGACUCGAGACAAAAUCAGGACUCACGGUUACCAUAAGGGAUCUAUCAUUUGUUCAAUCUGGUGUCACGGUUGCCUGUAGUGAAACAAAAUGUUACGUAGAAGUUGAGCACUCGUUGUUCGAGCAAGGUGGUCUUACCUGUAUGGGAUUAUGCUCUUUAAACGUAGGGAACAGCACGUUUGCUAACCCUACGAGGGCGCAUGUUCAGUUUGGUGUUUUCUGUUAUGGGGCCAUCGGUUGCUGUUUGGAAGUUGCGAAUACUCUAUUUGUGCAAGCUAGUCUUAUCUGUAACGGAUCAUGCUUCAUGAAGGUAUCGAAUAGCAACUUUAACGACUCUACUGUAACAGUUUCUAGAAAUGUCAACGCUGGGAAAGACGCGAAUAUGACAUCAAUCGCGAUCGCCCAUUCGAAUUUCAUUCGGAAUAGAUCACAGUCACUUAUCAAAUUUCAUUGUCACCUUGGCUUCGAACUGAAAAUUUAUCAAUGCAAUUUUCGAGAUGAUCACUGGCUUUCUGAUCCUGACACUUUAGUAGACCUCCAUUCAAGUCCACCGUCAGUUGAUAGAGUACGGGUGGCUUUCGACAGAAAUAAUUUCACUGCCAUCGCCGGACCAGCCUUUAACCUUCGCGGUUGUUUUGACUCGAUUUCAUUUGUGGAUAUGUCAAUGAUUGGCAUGAAGUCAUUUGCAAUCAAAGUUGAUGACACGCACCAUAACUGUCAGCCUAGAAAUGUCACAGUCCACAUGAACAACUGUUUAUUUAAUGGCACAUUGCAGUCUGUUAACCCUCAUACAGCUGUAAUUGACAUUGAAGCACGUGAGGUUACAAUCUUAAUGAACUACAUGCAGUUUCAUUUUAACAACCGCUCUUUGAUUUUAUUUUCUUCGAAAAAAGGAAGUUUAACCAUCAACAAUUCAGACUUUGCAUAUAAUUCCAUAAGAGAUUGCGACAAUGUCUAUCCACUUUUAUUUUCCAAAAAAUAUAAAUUCGAGAAACUGACUAACUCACCCGAGAUUAAAAAACAGGAGCGAGAUAGCGUGGUUGGCAGCAUGGUGUUGAAUAUUCAAAACACCAAAUUCUCUUUAAACAUAGUACCCAGCUCGGUAAUAACACUUUCCCAAACUUCAGCAACUUUCUCGAAUGUUACCUUCAUUAAUAAUACUGUUGAUGGGCUCGGUGGAGACAUACGCAUCAAGGAUCAAAGUUUGGUGUCACUCAGCAGCUGUCAAUUUGAGCGUUAUUCACACCAUUACUUUGCAUCAGCCUUUGUCUAUUCUGAGGUGAACUCAAACGCUACUGUUAAUAUCACCAACUGUCGUUUCAAAUCAGACGUUGAGGUUGAUGCAAGCAUAAUAUUUUUUCUGAGAUCUGGGAUACGCCUCUAUGCUGAUAAACAAUCCAACAUAACGUGUCCGCUGGGUUAUUUCCUUGAAUUAAACCCGCCUAAUGUUAGCCUUUCAGGCUCACCCACAGAAGAUACAUACAAUCCUACUUGCAAAAAAUGCUCCGUCGGAUUAUAUAAUCUUCAGCGAGUGUACGUAAUUCCUGAUUCUUCAGUGAACGAAAAAUGCAUCCCCUGUCCCUAUGGAGGCAACUGCACUCAUGGGAUCGAAGCAAAACCAAACUUUUGGGGAUAUCUUGAGCCAGAAGAUCAUCGACCAACCGUGAAAUUUGAGAUUUGUCCUCUGGGAUAUUGCGAACCAAGUCCAGGAAGCUUCAAUAGUUGCCAUGGUUACAGAAAUGGCUUCCUCUGUGGUCAAUGCAGAGAAGGCUACACUGAAGCGAUGUUUUCUUCUGAAUGUCAAGAAGAGGAAAACUGCCACAACAACUGGUUUUGGUUCUUUAGUUUCUUAUACGUUGCUUGCUUGUCAUUCCUUCUCAUUACACGUCCUUGUAUAUUUCAAAUAUUAUGGCGGAAUGCUGUGUGGUUUCGACCUAAAAAUCAUGAACGUCAGUCUUCACAGUCUUUUCAGUCCGCGGAAGGGGAGCACUGUAAUGGGUAGCACUU
Stylophora pistillata is the source of this 2555-nucleotide messenger RNA. RefSeq lists its product as uncharacterized. Lineage: Eukaryota; Metazoa; Cnidaria; Anthozoa; Scleractinia; Pocilloporidae. The record is from RefSeq and is a predicted model, not a curated record.